AUGGCAGAUAUCGCAAGUGAUGGUGCAACACUUUUAUCAUAUACUUCAAUCAGUAAUAUCUUUCCAGUUCAGUCAAAUGAUCUCGAAAAUGCACACAGUGCCUCAUCUUGUGGAACGAAAUGUCCUAUUAAGGAUGACAAAACACAGAAGAGAUCGAGCUUUUUUAAGAAUAAAAACGGUAUCAAGCAGGGUCUAAAACGAAAAUUAUGGAAGAAAAAUGAAAUUUCAAACCCAAAAAUUUCAACAGAUGAUGAAGAAUCGACUAGCGCUGAUGGGGACUCUGUUUUUGAGACUUCGAGCAUAUACUCAGAUACCGAAUCAUGCACACAUAAACUUAGAUUUUGGUUGAACUAUGAGAUGUCUGAGUUAUCUUCAAAAAAAUGCGAGAAUUUUGAUAUGGGGCUGUCUACAACUUUUCCAACUAUUCCAAAUCCCUAUGCUACUUGCCAUCAAAUAAUGGAUCCUCUACAAGAUGAAGCACAUUUUCCAGGCAGUAACGAAAAAGAAAAUAAACGCCUAACUGAGGCUUUGUCUGGACAACACUCUGAAGUUCUGACGAAGUCACUGAGUGGAAUGCCAGAUGUUCCACAAAAUCAGUCUAAAUCACAACAGCGAGUAGAAGUUCAAGCUGAAUGUAAAACCCGAUGUUUUGAGUCAAACAAAGAAAGAGAACAAGAGCGAACUCAAAUUCAAAAAGAACCUGAUAUUAUCAUAUAUAAAAGAGUUCGCAGGCAUCGUAUAAGAUUCUGGCGAAACAAAUACUUGCCAGAAGAUAGUUAUAAAGGAAACAUCACGGAGUUAAGGAUUUCAAGAAUCACGGCUCGUAUUCUAGAGGCACGUGAAAGAGCCACUAAGAUCGCAUUUGAAGCAGCAAUAUUUGCAAGAAGACGCAAUACACGAAAAGCUAUAAUAUAUUCAUGUGCAGUUGCGGCGGCUUGUUUCGCAAGGGUCAAACAUAUCGAUAAAACGCCAGGCGCCAGUCAUGGUAGCCUCGCAACUGAGUACAUGAAGGCUUCAGAAGAGGUAGCCAAAGCCUCACUCACCAGUCGUUUUUAUAAUAAGGAUUACCAUAAAUUGAGAGCAAAGUUCAAUGAGCACUUUCAAUAUAAAAAUAACACUGAUUAUUUUAGGGCCAUAGUUCCAAUACCUGUAGAAGAUUUGGACAAAAAUUCAGGUGCAUAUCAGAUGUAUAAAAGGAUGCAGAGAAUACCUAGGCCACCGGUCUUGGACAAUACGGUACUUCAAUUUCAUUUAGACAGACUAAAGAAGAAGGAUCGAGAGUUUGAGAUUAGAUAUCUGAAAUUUUUGAAAGAGACAGGUAUGACAAGAAUUGAAAUCAGCAUUCAAAAAAAACCACUUCUCAGUCCAUAA
Molecule: messenger RNA, 1371 nt
Organism: Zygotorulaspora mrakii
Lineage: Eukaryota; Fungi; Ascomycota; Saccharomycetes; Saccharomycetales; Saccharomycetaceae
Exons: 1
Coding region: 1-1371 (456 amino acids)
Source: RefSeq, a predicted model, not a curated record